AGCGGGGGAAUUGUUUUCAUUUAUCUUGAACCUUACACGUGCGAGCCGAAUUAAUAACAAUUAAAAAUGCUGCGUAAACAAGCCAGGCAACGCCGGGAAUACUUGUAUUCAAAAGCCCUCACCGAGCGCUUGAAGGCAAAACAGAAAAUUCAGGAAACCGUUGUUCAGGCCUUAAAUGAGAACAAGACAAUUGGCUCGAAGAAUGUUAAGAAAAGCAUGACAGUCUACAACUCGCUGAAAUAUAUUGAUGGAGGUGUCGAUGAUCGCACUGUCAAUGAUGAGUACCAUUAUGCUGGAUGCGAGGAUCCGAAAAUAAUGCUGACCACCUCGCACAACCCCUCGUCCAGAUUGAAGAUGUUUAUGAAGGAGCUGCGUUUGAUCUUUCCCAAUGCCCAGCAGAUGAACAGAGGCAACUACCAGCUGCCGACACUAAUGCACGCCUGUCGUGCCAAUAAUGUAACCGAUUUCCUAAUUGUGCAUGAGCACCGGGGCAUUCCGGACAGCCUUGUGGUUUGCCAUCUUCCCUACGGGCCAACUGCCUUCUUCAACAUAUCCGAUGUCAUUAUGCGUCAUGACAUUCCCGAUAUUGGCCACAUGAGUGAGCAGAAGCCGCAUUUAAUUUUUAAUAACUUCAAAACGCCUAUCGGCCUGAGAACGGUGAAGAUCCUGAAGCACUUGUUUCCCGUCCCGAAGGAGAACUCCCAGAGAGUCAUGUCAUUCUUAAACCACAAUGACUCGAUCAUAUUCAGGCAUCAUCAGUACAAAUAUAAAAACAAAGAACUGGAGCUCAGCGAGGUGGGGCCUAGGUUCGUCCUGAAACUGUAUCAAAUCAAGCUGGGCACGCUGGAGAAUAUUAAGGCGGCUGACACUGAAUGGAUUAACCGUCCCUAUAUGAACACCUCACAGAAGAAGCUUAUUUUUUCCAAUGAUCCUGGAUUGACGAGUAGGGGCGAAGACGUUUAAGAAUAUUUCACUGGGGCAAUUUAAAAAAAUAAAACAAAAUUAUGCAUAGAAAAUAAA
Drosophila serrata is the source of this 1020-nucleotide messenger RNA. RefSeq names its product U3 small nucleolar ribonucleoprotein IMP4. Gene Ontology annotation, molecular function: rRNA primary transcript binding; snoRNA binding. The record is from RefSeq and is a predicted model, not a curated record. Gene Ontology annotation, biological process: rRNA processing. NCBI's taxonomy places the organism in Eukaryota, Metazoa, Arthropoda, Insecta, Diptera, Drosophilidae. Gene Ontology annotation, cellular component: nucleolus; small-subunit processome; Mpp10 complex.